AUGAGCUUACUGAAUGCAGGAGGAUUUACACUGAGAAAAUGGGCCGGAAAUGAUCCAGAUUUAUGGAAAGAAGAUCAGCAAGUACCUGAACCACUAGAAAUCAGAGAGGACGAAGCAAGAACCUCAUUAGGGAUGAGAUGGUUCCCACAACAAGACGUAUUCAGGUUCAGAGUGGAAGUCCGCGACAAGUCACUGACAAAGCGCAGCAUAAUGUCAGAUAUCGCAAAGAUAUUCGAUCCGCUAGGAUUAGUCAGCCCAGUGACAAUAACAGCAAAAUUAUUAAUUCAAGAGCUAUGGAUGAAGUCAGUCACAUGGGACCAGGAAGUACCGGAAGAUAUAGCGGAAAAAUGGACAAACUUUCGUAAGGAGGUAGUUCUAUUACAAGAAUUAAAGAUCCCAAGAUGGAUUCAGCACACAGACGAAGAGCUACAGCUACACGGAUUCUGCGAUGCUGCCGAAAAAGCGUAUGGAGCUGCAGUAUACACCAGAUCGAAGGAUGGAGAAGUAACAUUACUCACAUCAAAGACGAAGGUAGCACCAAUCAAGACGAAAAUAACCAUACUUAAAUUGGAGUUGUGCGCGGCAGUUUUAUUAGCAAGACUACUGGAGAAAGCAGCUACAGCUCUGGAGAUUCCAAACAUCACAAUAUAUGCAUGGAGUGAUUCAACUAUAGCGUUAGCAUGGAUAAAAGGAGACCCUAAUCGAUGGAAAUCAUUUGUGGCUAAUCGAGUUACAGAGAUAAACAAGCUCGUACCUCACCACCACUGGAAGCACGUUCGCACAGAGGAAAACCCAGCCGACAUCUUAUCACGGGGAUACCCAGCAUCAAAAAUUCAAGCCAACCCAAUCUGGUGGAACGGACCCGAAUGGUUGAAAACAAGCGAAUGGCAGGAGUAUCAAACACCGAAAGUCACAACGGAUCAAGAGAUGAAACGAUGUUUAGUAGCCACAACGUCGUUGAAAGACGAUAGUAUCAUAAGUCGGUUCUCAUCGUUAUCAAGAUUACUAAGGGUAAUAGCCUACUGCAAUAGAUUCAGCAGGGCCUGCAGAAAACAUCCAAGCCAACAGACGUGCGUAAAAGUAGAGGAGCUGGAAAGGUCGAUGAAUCAGCUAAUUGCACUGACGCAAAGGUUGGAGUUUGGGAAAGAAAUAAAAACACUUCAAAGGCAGCAACAGUUGGAAAACAGCAACAAGUUAACAUCACUAAACCCAUUCGUGGAUGGAGAAGGAAUGCUGCGAGUAGGAGGAAGACUGCACAAUUCGAGGUUGGCAUUUAACGAAAAACAUCCCAUAAUACUACCACCAAAACAGCAGUUAACACACCUGGUGAUAGUGGACGCACAUAUCCGGACCUUGCACGGAGGAGUCCAGCUCACAAGCGCAUACUUACGAAGGAAAUAUUGGAUCAUAAAUGGCAAGAAAGCAGUAAAAGCGAUCAUCCACAGCUGUACAACAUGCAUUCGGUACAGGAAGCAAACAAUGCAUCAGUUAAUGGGACAGUUACCUACGGCCAGGGUAACACCAAAUCCACCAUUCACACACACCGGGAUAGAUUAUGCCGGUCCAAUCAGCAUACGAGCCUGGAAAGGAAGAGGUCACAAGGCGUACAAAGGAUACCUAGGUAUAUUCGUCUGUCUGUCAACCAAAGCAAUACAUCUGGAAGCAGUUGGUGACUUGUCGACAGAAACAUUUCUGGCUGCUUUAAGAAGGUUCAUGGCAAGAAGAGGUCAUUGUGCGCACAUAUACUGUGACAACGGGACGAACUUCGUAGGCGCCAGCAAUUUACUUCAAGCUGAGAUACAGACCGUGAUAGAGGAAGUUGGGAAGAAACAGGAAGGCACACUCGGAAUUAAAUGGCAUUUUAUACCAGCAGCCACACCACAUCAUGGAGGGCUGUGGGAAGCUGGAGAAGAGCUUACAACCCUUAUAUAUCAGAUCGAGGCGUGCUUGAACUCGAGACCGCUAAUACCACUCAUCAGUGAACCAGGAGGCAUAAUAUUAACACCCGGUCACUUUUUAAUUGGAAAAGCAUUAAUUGGUCCAGUCGAAAAUAUAAACGUCACCAUCGAAGAGAACCUGAGUGCUAGAUGGCGGUUGAUUCAAAAAAUGAACAGAGACUUCUGGAAGACAUGGUCAUCAGAAUACCUAAGCAAUCUACAGCAAAGGUACAAAUGGAAGCAAAGUAAAGAAAACGUGGCAGUCGACGAUGUGGUACUAAUAAAAGAAGAUAAUAUACACCCAGCAAAAUGGCCGCUAGCAAGGGUAACAGAAGUACAUCCCGCAAAAGAUGGGAAGGUACGAGUAGUAACGAUCCGCAAACAAGGAGGAAAGAUCAGCAGAAGAAGUGUACAGCAGCUAAUAACAAUCCAUUCAAAUCCAGAACGAGCACAGGAGUCACAGAUGAUGGAGCCACUGUACGCCAACCCAGGUACCAGUCAGCCGUUGCGGCCGGGGCAAGAUGUUCAGUUGUCAACUGUACAUGCACCAUUGCGGCCGGCAGAAUGUUCAAUCACAGAUUAA
Photinus pyralis (common eastern firefly) is the source of this 2520-nucleotide messenger RNA. RefSeq lists its product as uncharacterized. The coding region runs from base 1 to 2520 and encodes 839 amino acids. NCBI's taxonomy places the organism in Eukaryota, Metazoa, Arthropoda, Insecta, Coleoptera, Lampyridae. Gene Ontology annotation, molecular function: nucleic acid binding. The record is from RefSeq and is a predicted model, not a curated record. The transcript has 2 exons.